Boleophthalmus pectinirostris (great blue-spotted mudskipper) is the source of this 2691-nucleotide messenger RNA. Its product is annotated as interferon-induced protein 44-like. The coding region runs from base 317 to 955 and encodes 212 amino acids. The transcript is spliced from 6 exons. The record is from RefSeq and is a predicted model, not a curated record. NCBI's taxonomy places the organism in Eukaryota, Metazoa, Chordata, Actinopteri, Gobiiformes, Gobiidae.
GAUCUGUUUUUGAGGAGGACACAACAUUAGAACAUAGAUCAGAAAAAUAGUGUAAUCUGGGCUCUUUACAUCAUGUUAUUGUUGUGUUUUUCUUUCAGAAAACUGUUUUUUAUCAAAGCUUCAGACGCCCUGGAGAAACGUGGAGUGGACGGAGGAAGAGAGGAGCGCCCUGGUGCAGAGGCUGUCCUCCUACGCCCCCUGCAGUCGGGACGUGGCACAGGCGCGUGUCCUCCUCGUGGGACCUGUGGGCUCGGGCAAGUCCAGCUUCAUCAGCUCAGUGCAGUCUGUGUUUGAGGGGAGAGUCACCAACAGAGCCAUGGUGGGACAGAGCCACGGCAGCUUUACAAAGAAGCUCCAGUGUUUCCCUCUUCGUUCCUCGGACAAGACCUGUGCUCUGGAGCUGUGGGACUCCAUGGGCUUUGGAGACUGUGGUGGACCCAGUCUGCAGCAGCUGCUCAGUGUGGUCAAAGGACACGCCCCCGACGGAUACCAGUUCCGAGUGGAUCAGGCUCUGUGCUCAGACACAGAGGGCUACAUAAAGCGCCCGGGCCUGAGGGAGCACAUGCACUGUGUGGCUUUUGUCCUGGACGCCUCCAAAGUCUCCACCUGCUCCGACAGCACCAGAGUCUUCCUCCAGCAGCUGAGGAGCUUCAUCACCGACCUGGGUGUUCAUCAGGUCGUCCUCCUGACUCAUGUGGACAAAAUCUGUAACGAAACUCAGAAGGACACGUCCGAGGUUUACAAGAGCAUCAUCGUUCGACAAGCGAUGUUUAAAGCGGCGGAGCUGGUGGGCAUGUCCCCGUCCUCCGUGGUGCCAGUGAGGAACUACUGGUGUGAACUCGAGCUGGACCUGAGCUCAGACGUCCUGCUGCUGCGAGCGCUGGAGCUACUGCUGCAGUACACCGACCUGUACUACAGGGAGCAGCAGAGAGCCCCCUCCAAACACGAACACUGAGCUGCAGUACACCCACCUGUACUGCAGGGAGCAGCAGAGAGCCCCCUCCAAACACGAACACUGAGCUGCAGUACACCCACCUGUACUGCAGGGAGCAGCAGAGAGCCCCCUCCAAACACGAACACUGAGUGUAUAGAGGAUUCACACACAUCAAAAUCUGGACUAAACUGGGACUAAAUUCAGGACUAAACCAGGACUGAACCAGGACUGAGCCAGGACUGAACCAGGACUAAACCAGGACUGAGCCAGGACUAAUACAGGACUAAAACAGGACUAAAACAGGACUGAACCAGGUCUAAACCAGGACUAGACCAGGACUGAGCCAGGACUAAUACAGGACUAAAACAGGACUAAAACAGGACUGAACCAGGUCUAAACCAGGACUAGACCAGGACUGAACCAGGACUGAACCAGGACUAAACCAGGACUGAACCAGGUCUAAACCAGGACUAGACCAGUACUGAACCAGGACUAAACCAGGACUGAACCAGGACUGAGCCAGGACUAAUACAGGACUAAAACAGGACUAAAACAGGACUGAACCAGGACUAAACCAGGACUGAACCAGGACUGAACCAGGUCUAAACCAGGACUAGACCAGGACUGAACCAGGACUGAACCAGGACUAAACCAGGACUGAACCAGGUCUAAACCAGGACUAGACCAGGACUGAACCAGGACUAAACCAGGACUGAACCAGGUCUAAACCAGGACUAGACCAGGACUGAACCAGGACUAAACCAGGAAUAAACUAGGUCCAGGACCAGAUUGGAACCAGACUGGGACUGAGACUAGGAUUUAGACCAGGGAACUGACACCAGGACUGAGGCCAAGACCGAGACUGGGACUGAGGCCAGGACGAGACUGGGACUGAGACCAGGAUCAGGAAUGAAAACGGUUUAGUCUUGUUUUAAUCUUGGUUUAGUCCUGGUUCAGCCCGUUAUCCGUUUUUUUCCAUUUUUCAUUUAAACACAAAAUCGAAAACUGAAAAAACGAAUCAUUAUCUGUUUUUUCAUUUUGGUUUUGGAGACAAAUAAUGAAGAAAACUGUUAUUUUCUUUUGGUUUUAUUUUGAAAAACGAAUGAACGAAUGAAACACGGAUUCAUAAUUAAUAUAAACUAAAUUAUAAACUUCACCAAAAAUGUAAAUAAUAUAAAAACUAGAAAGAUCUUUUAAUAAAAUAUAAUGGUGUUUUAAUGAAAUGAGUCUAACCUGUCGUGUAUUUUAAAGGUGGAUUGUGGAACUUUUCAAAUACUUUUCAACGUGGAGAUGUUACCGCUUUGUCUGGAAUGUUCCGCAGUGUGGCAUUAAACAAAACCCGCUCACAGUCGGAGUGUUUGUUUUUGUUUUCCGAGGUGUUUUUGAGCUGUAAAACCACCUGUAUAAUUGAAUAAAUGUAAGUUUGAGCUGUUUAAAGUCACACUGCGGAACAUUCCAGGCAGAGCAAAGUCAGAGUCUGUGUUUUUUAUUUACAUUUUUUAAAUUCAACAUUUUAAAAAUUUCAAAACACAAAACAGAACGGCUGCAGCUGAAAGUGUUAAAACAUGAGGUGCUCCUGUAGUUUUUAUCGACCUGUGACCACGUCCGUUAUCGAUUAUCUCUCGUUUUGUUUUGUUUUAAAUUCAUAAUAUUUUAAUUUUAAAAAGGUCUACAGGGAACAAAAAGGGGAAUGGGGCUUUAAUGUGUUGUAUAAUUUCAUUUUGUAAAUAUUUUAAUAAAGAUUUUGUAAAGUUUAA